This is a messenger RNA of Perca flavescens (yellow perch), 1090 nucleotides long. RefSeq lists its product as uncharacterized. The transcript is spliced from 8 exons. Gene Ontology annotation, cellular component: external side of plasma membrane. NCBI's taxonomy places the organism in Eukaryota, Metazoa, Chordata, Actinopteri, Perciformes, Percidae. The record is from RefSeq and is a predicted model, not a curated record. The coding region runs from base 179 to 1090 and encodes 303 amino acids. Gene Ontology annotation, biological process: negative regulation of T cell proliferation; immune response; cellular response to lipopolysaccharide.
GAGACACAAAACAUCUCGCUGCUCGCUCUUCUUCGAAACAACUCAGUCUGUGUCAGUAUGUUGGGAAACUUGUUCAGCAGAAAGUUUCCAGAAACCUUCGUCCUAACUUGCUCGUCCUCGUUCAUGCACUUGUGGAGGAGUUUGUUGUUAUAGACCUGGUAAAUACCUACAAACACACAUGAACAGGGAGAAGAUGAUCUGCAGCAUCCUGCUGCUCAUCAUCCUGACCUCCUGUGUCUCUGGAACAUUAGUAGUGAAUGUGACCCAGACCUCCUAUCAGGCAGAGGAGAACCAGCACAUCACACUGGAGUGGACCUUCACAACCAACCCUCACACUUCCUCCAACUCUCUGAAUAUCUUCUGUGAACUGUUAACUGAUCUCAGACUCUCAGUCCUGUUUCAUCUCCAUGAAGGAGUUGAGGUCCCAGAGUUUCAGCAUGAACAGUUUGCAGGACGAGUCCAGUGGGACAAAGACGUCCUCAGAGAAGGACAACUCAGACUUCAUGUGUCCAGACUCAGGACUGAAGACUCGGGACUGUACCUGUGUAAAGUGUUCACAAGUUAUGGGAGGAACUCUGGUAGAUGUUGGCUCAAUGUCACUGCAGCGAGGGAUCGGCCUGAACCUGAGACACCAAACACAACAAGUCCACCACAACAAGAGAGUCGGGGAAGGAUCGGUCUCUACUGUGGACUGGGACUGACAGCAGCUCUGCUGGCUCUCUUCUUAACACUACUGAUUCAGAACAACUUGGAGCUAAACGCUCUGAAGACAGAGGAGAUGGUUGUGGACUUUAGGAAGGACGCAGCCCCACCCGCCCCCAUCACCCUGGGUGACUCCACAGUCAACAUGGUGGAGUCCUUCUGCUUCCUGGGCUCCAAGAAUGUCGAGCAUCGAUCAGCUAAAGAGCCAGAUAUGUUUCUCAGCAGCAGAAACAGCAGAGGUAACACCAGACUGCUGGGGAUAUUAAACCAGAACAAAGACAUCUUCAGCACACAAUCAACACCUUUGCUCCACCCAUCAACAACAACCACAACCAGAUUCCCAGAGCAUCUCAACAACAGCACUACCAGUAUGACCAUGAUGGUGUAG